Messenger RNA from Serpula lacrymans var. lacrymans S7.9, 3424 nucleotides. RefSeq lists its product as uncharacterized. The transcript has 3 exons. Gene Ontology annotation, molecular function: protein binding. Bases 339 to 2732 code for a protein of 797 amino acids. The record is from RefSeq and is a predicted model, not a curated record. Lineage: Eukaryota; Fungi; Basidiomycota; Agaricomycetes; Boletales; Serpulaceae.
AUUCAACAUUCCCUUUAUUUUUCGACAAUGAGCCAUCAUCAGCGCCCUACGCUGGUUCUGGCUCCAUCUGUGAACACAACAACGUAUGUUUUCCUUGAAAAAUAUAUAUCUCUGGAGGGACAUUGACCUGUUUAUGCAGCGUCGUCACGACCACGACAACAACUACAACAUACGCGCCAAUUCCCCUUCCUGCACUCCCGCCCCCUUCCGAACCCAAAUAUUCUAAAGGCUUUCCUUUAUUGCGGGCUCACCUUCCGAGCUCAUUAAGACGCUUUCCUUUAGUAUUUCCAGGCGGUGCUCGUGCCACAUUCCGCGAUGGAGAGGAGGGUGAGGACGAAAUGCAGGAGGAGGAUGCCGUUGCUAGUGGCAAGGGGUGGCGGAUGCUGAAGCCAGAGGAAGGAGGCGACAAUGGGAAGGUCAUUGGUCUCACAGAGGCUGUUGAACGGUACGGCAGAAAACGCUCGCACGGAUCAGACAAUAUGAUGGAAGGCGUCGAGUCCACACACGAUCUUGAAACAAACACCCCUCCUCGCAAGAAAGCAAGAGCCACACAUCUACCGCAACUAUCAACACUCAAUGCAGCAGCACCCCCUUCUCCUUUACCGUCUCCCCACGGCUCUCCACCGCCCCAGUGCAUCUGGCCUUCAGCACCGCCAAGUGGGGCAUCUUCACCCCAACCUCAGGCACCGUUACAGCCUGACCUUGCUUUAACGACUCUUUUGACGUUACCCUCGUUGCUUUCGCAUUUUAGUACCCUUCCACCACAGCUACAGUCUCAUUUUCUCUUGACUUUGCUUCGGCACUCUCCUUUACCCGUUCUGCGCACACUGCAUUCAGUGUUGACGCCGACAUUAGCGCGGGACUUUUUGACGCUAUUACCCCCGGAGCUGGUGUCCUUGGUCCUUAGCUAUCUACCAUAUUCAACUCUCACCCGCGCUUCUAGGGUAUCAAGGUCUUGGAGAGCAAUCGUCGAUUCUGAUCCUGUGCUGUGGCGAGACUUGUUAAAGAAUACUAAGAUCUGGUUCGGAGGUGACACAGAACGAGCUUUUGCUCAAUCCAUUUUUGCAAGACGGCAACAGGAGACCCAAGCGCAGCUCAUAUCACCUGUUGGAAAUCCGCUACCACUACCCCACCCGUACAAAAUGCUAUUCAAAUCACGACAUCUUACACGAACUCGCUGGGUGCACAACGAGGAACCCAAACAUCGAUCUUUUCCUGCUCAUGGGUCUUCGGUUGUGACAUGUCUUUUGUUCUCGCAUGGUCGCAUUAUAUCCGCGUCUGAUGAUCACUCGAUUCACGUCUAUUCACCUUUGACUGGAGAGCUGCUCCAAGCUUUAGAUGGACACGAAGGAGGAGUUUGGGCCAUGGCGGCAAGCAAGGAUACGUUAGUAACCGGAUCAACAGAUCGGACAGUGCGCAUUUGGGAUCUAUCUACUGGAAGAUGUACGCACAUAUUCGGAGGUCAUACAAGUACUGUGCGAUGUCUUGCCAUCGUAAAGCCAGAGUGGAUAGAUAUGGAGGACGAAAACGGCGUCGUCACGAAGGAGAAAUGGCCCAAGCGGUCUGUGAUUGUGACUGGCAGCCGUGAUCAUUCGUUGAGAGUCUGGACGUUACCACGACCUGGAGAUCCCGAGUACAGAUGUGACGGUGCAGAUGAUGUGGAAGCCGACCCAUCAGAGGAAAACCCAUAUCAUAAGAUACAUCUGGAAGGACACGACCAUGCUGUCCGCGCUCUUGCGGCUAGAGGUCGUACUUUAGUCUCUGGAAGUUACGAUUGCACCGUUCGAAUAUGGGAUAUCAUCACUGGUGACUGCAAAUGGGUUUUAGUCGGUCAUACUCAGAAAGUCUACAGCGUUGUGCUUGACCUCAGCCGCAAUCUAGCGUGUUCUGGAUCUAUGGAUGGGACCGUGAGGGUGUGGAAUCUCCGUAAUGGGCAAUGUCAGCACACACUAACGGGCCACACCUCUCUUGUUGGGCUUCUUGGCCUUUCUCCGUCUUAUCUUGUAUCUGCUGCUGCCGACUCGACGCUUCGAAUAUGGGAUCCGGAUACUGGCGAAUUGCGAAAUACUCUUGCAGCCCACACUGGUGCGAUCACUUGCUUUCAACACGACGAAUUUAAAGUCCUCAGUGGGUCUGAUGGCACACUGAAGAUGUGGGAUGUCCGCGAUGGCUCCGUGGUUCGGGAUCUAUUGACAGGCAUCAGUGGCGUAUGGCAGGUCGUCUUCGAGGGCCGAUGGUGUGUAGCUGCUAGCAAUCGUAAUCUUACUACUCAGUUGGACGUCUGGGACUUUGGUAAUGAUGACGAUGAUUGGGUGGGCGAGCCUCCAGGCGGUAUAUACGACGAUGGAACCGACGAUGAUGAAGACGAAGAAGAGAUCGAACAAGCGGAUGUAGAUGCCAUGGAUCAGGACCUCGAGGUCACACUCUCCGAUCCAGAGUCUGUGGAACCAGAGAGAGAGGUAGAGCGAGGAGGCAGUGCUGCUCCCGCGGACCGUCCAGCGGAUUCAGAGGAUGAGUUGAUGACUGAGGGUCGUAGGACGUCUCGAUGGGCACCUUCGGCUUCUCGCCCUACCACUCACCAGCGAGCUAGAGCUCUCCUAGGAGGAGAGUCAUCCAGAAGGGGCAAUGGCCUCCCUGCAGCUUCUUCUAGCACCAUACCAGCUCGUUUGCCGCUCAACGAUGAGACACCGACACGACCACGAAUAAAGACCUUGGCAAGGACAAGACGUUGAGAAUCGAAUACCUUUCCUAUCCUUUUUAUUCCACACUACUUUCUUAUCGCCUUUUGUCUUUUUGUGUGUUACAGUCUUGGGGCAUGUCAUCAUUUUUCGUAACUCAUUCAUCAUUUUUUAUUUUCCUUGUCAUGACUUCGGAAUGAAGAGCAAUUUGUCUAUAUGUCACUACAUUUGUCCUCUACCUGAUGUCAAAGUUGAUAAUUGUUGUGUUGGAACAUUGUAUCACUUAUGAAUGGGAACAUCAGAUUUUUCCAUUUGCACUAGUAGUUACUUUGAUACCCCCAUAAUUCACUAGUUGCGAGAGAGGGAGUGUCAUUUUCAACGAAACAAAUUUUACCUGAAACACUUGAAAGAGUAAGGAAACAACCACAUAAACGUACAAACUAAGAUCGCUGCAUUGAACUUAGUAGACUAAGAUACCUUGUUGUGAUGGAACGUGAGGCAAGCCUGGCAAAGUAUAUGCGCCCCAAAAAUCCGGAAGUGCGUUGUUUGACCACCAACAUACGAGCAUCAUCAUCCUUUCCUAGACCAGCUAUUGCCAUUAAGAGCACACUGCCCAUUCAAUGGCCCACAAUAUUUGCCACGAUAGUAAACUUGCGACGACAAUAACUCUAGUGUGAGCAGGAACAUCUUUACACCGCGAUCCACUUUUUGUGAUCAUAUAGUUCGGGCUUUGUAUAUUUUCAUAU